AUGUCAUUUCUUCGCGGCUUGAAUUGGGCUGCUCAAAGCCUGGUCUCGCACGAUUAUUACCCGAAUUUUGAACAUUUUGGACAGGUGUUUUCUUUCCUACCGCCUAGUCCGACAAUCGCUCACAAUGAUGUGACCAAGUCAGAUGCCGAGUCUCAGACUGUGACAGGCGACGUCCCCUGGGUGAAAAUCCAAUGCGGCGAUGGUUACGAGGUUUCAAGGCGAGACCGAACGAUCAAGAUAACCCUCGACCGGCCCAAACAGGGGAAUGCACUUACACUCGACCUCACCAAAGAACUCACAUCGCUCUUUGCAAGUUAUUCUGGCGAUGAUUCCGUCCACAGGAUCGUCCUUACUGCUCGGGGCCGAUACUUUUGCACCGGAAUGCACCUCCAAGAGGACUUGUUCACCUCGCCAGCACAACGAGGUAGCGCACUGCAAGACCUUUUUAGGACCAUCGACACCUGCCCCAAGACAACUAUAGCCGCCAUAAACGGGCCAGCCUUCGGCGGAGGUGUAGGUCUGGCCAUGGUCUGCGACAUACGCCUAGCGGUGGAAACCGCCUAUUUUUGCUUGAGCGAGACGAAGUUGGGCUUGUGUCCUGCCAUUGUGUCUCGGUAUCUCGUUCGAGAAUGGGGAAUCAGUCUUGUAAGAAUGGCUAUGCUGACGGCCAGAAAAGUCAGGCCACGCGUGCUGUCGAGUGUCGGUGUAAUUCAUGAGAUUACCCAGGACCAAGUCGGCUUAGACUUGAUAUUGGACAAGAUGUUGGCGGAUUUGAUGCUGGUUGCUCCUCAAGCAUCCGCGAAUACGAAAAGGUUGCUUGCGGAAGUCGUUGCCCACGAUCACGAGCUGGACAAGUUGGCCAUGGAUGUUUUUCAAGACAUGUUGGCGGAAGAUACGGAGGCUAGAUACGGUGUUGCACAAUUCCGAGAAGGCAAUAGAGAUGUGAACUGGGACAGGGUAGCAAUAGUUACGCCUGCCACUUGA
Diaporthe batatas is the source of this 984-nucleotide messenger RNA. RefSeq lists its product as uncharacterized. Gene Ontology annotation, molecular function: catalytic activity. The record is from RefSeq and is a predicted model, not a curated record. Lineage: Eukaryota; Fungi; Ascomycota; Sordariomycetes; Diaporthales; Diaporthaceae. The transcript has a single exon. The coding region runs from base 1 to 984 and encodes 327 amino acids.